AUGGCGGACACAGACAAUUUUCCUCUCGCCGCAGAUGGCCACGAUGGGCCUGGCGGAACAAUCGACGGUACCACCGCCGGUGCGGCCGGCCCCUCGACCGGCGGGGUGGUGCUCUCCCAAGGCGCCAUGAUCGCCAUCAUAAUCGUGGUAGUCGUGGUAGCACUCGUUGGUAUCGCCAGUUCAGUCCUCUUCUUUGUGGCCAAGAAACGCGAGUGGACAGUCCGAGAAACAAUCAGGAGGUCGGCAAGAAAGGUGGUCACCGUCCUGACGCCGCGGCGAUCCGAAUUCCCCAAGUCAGUCAAGGAAGGACGAAACAGGUUGGACGAUGUGCCGCCGACGCCGAGGAUCAAGCCCGAGUACCUGGAUCUGGAGAAAGGCCUUGACAAGCCCAAGAAGAAGCGCGCGAACUUCAGCCGGAAGUGA
Messenger RNA from Chaetomium globosum CBS 148.51, 423 nucleotides. RefSeq lists its product as uncharacterized. Bases 1 to 423 code for a protein of 140 amino acids. The transcript has 2 exons. The record is from RefSeq and is a predicted model, not a curated record. Lineage: Eukaryota; Fungi; Ascomycota; Sordariomycetes; Sordariales; Chaetomiaceae.